Messenger RNA from Fusarium keratoplasticum, 741 nucleotides. Its product is annotated as NAD(P)-bd-dom domain-containing protein. Bases 1 to 741 code for a protein of 246 amino acids. The record is from RefSeq and is a predicted model, not a curated record. The transcript has 3 exons. NCBI's taxonomy places the organism in Eukaryota, Fungi, Ascomycota, Sordariomycetes, Hypocreales, Nectriaceae.
AUGAAGCUCGUCGUAGCCGGCGCAACUGGCUUCCUGGGUACGGAAGUCGUCCGUCAAGCGCUGUCCCAUCCAAAAAUCACGUCUGUCAUCGCACUAGCGCGACGUCAAACCGCCAUUCCGGAAGGCUCGGGAUCGCAAGCCGACGCCUCCAAGUUGAAGUCGGUUGCCUGCGAUGACUUUAUCAGCUAUCCGGAGAGUGUCAAGACUGAAAUAGCCGAUGCGGAUGCUUGUAUCUGGCUCAUUGCCGUCACGCCAACCAAAUCCAAGACGUUUCCCCAAGAUGAAGUGCGCAAGAUCUGCCAUGACUACCCCCUAGCAGCUGUCGACGCCUUUUCGAAUCUCCCACGCAAGGACAAGACUGAGCCGUUUCGCUUCGUCUACGUCAGCGGCUCCAACGCAGAACGAGACCCGGCCAAGAAGCCAUGGGUCAUGGGCGACUACUGCGUGAUGAGGGGUCAAGUUGAGGCAGAUGUCCUCGAGCGUGCACAAAAGUCCAACGGCGCUCUAAAGGCCUGCGUGUUUAAGCCCGGACUGAUCAACACAGCAAACACUAGCCUCCUAGUCAAGGGUGUUCAAGGCGUUGCUCGAGUUCUCAUAGGUCUCCCGACUAUUCAGCGGGAUGAAAUGGCAGCAGCCCUGUUGGAUAAGGCUAUCAAUGGCUUCGAGAAGGACACUUUUAUGAACGAAGAGCUGAUAGAGAUUGGACAGGGAGCGCUGAAGACUGAGGCACCUUCUCAGUAG